Molecule: messenger RNA, 1101 nt
Organism: Aspergillus udagawae
Lineage: Eukaryota; Fungi; Ascomycota; Eurotiomycetes; Eurotiales; Aspergillaceae
Product: metallophosphatase domain-containing protein
Exons: 2
Coding region: 1-1101 (366 amino acids)
Molecular function (GO): hydrolase activity
Source: RefSeq, a predicted model, not a curated record
AUGAGGACGCGCUUUGUUUGUGUCUCUGACACGCACGGAUACACGCCAUCAGAAGCAGGGUACAAACUACCAGCGGGAGAUGUCUUGAUUCACGCGGGAGAUCUUACGAACCAAGGCAGUCUAUCUGAGUUGCGCAAAACGAUCGAAUGGAUUUCCAAGGCCGACUAUGAGGUCAAGAUAGUUAUCUGCGGCAAUCAUGACAUUACGUUAGACGCAAGCUUUUAUGCUAAAUACGGAUCGACGUUCCAUAAUCAGAGUCUAGAAAACCCUGAGCAAUGUCUGGAAGUUGUGAGGGUAGGAUCCCCCUCAAUAGUAUUUCUUCAGCAUCAGUCAGCACUAGUCCGCUUGACCCGGGCCGACGGCCCCAAGACCGUAUUUAAAGUCUUUGGCUCGCCCUACUCCCAGUUCAUGGGAAACUGGGCAUUCGGAUACGAAUCGGCCGACGCUGCUGCGCUCUGGGGGCAGAUUCCAUUGGACGCAGACAUUGUCAUCACACACACGCCGCCUCAUUCUCACUGUGACAGCCUGGGCACUGGCGAGCCCGUCGGGUGCAAGGCCCUACGUCAGGCAUUGAGCAAGGUGAGACCUCUGCUUGCCGUUUGCGGUCAUGUACAUGAGGCGCGGGGCUAUGAGAGGGUCAAAUGGUCCUCACCAUCGUCAACCAAUUCCGGACCGGAACAAACCGAGCAUCAGGUUAUGCGAGGUGUCCUACCUCCUCGAGAAAGCAAGAAGCAAAACCUAGUUGAUCUAACGGGCAAAAAGGCCGAGCGUCUGGACAACGAUGGCCACUCUGUCGACGCGAAUCCAGAUUUGCAGACGGCAUCAUUCACACCGUCGCAGAAUGCCCUGCUACUGCCCUCAAUUACAGCCUCAACAUCCAUGAUGCCCGACAGUCCGCGACAGAGUCAAAAUGCGCCUUUCCCGCUCCUUUCGAGUUUGAUCGAGGAUACACGCAGUGACGAUAUCCGUUUCCGACGAAAGGAGACGUGCAUCGUCAACGCCGCUAUCGUGGCAAACAAUUGGCCGCACCGAGGGGGGAAGAAAUUCAAUCCUCCUAUCGUAGUUGACCUGGAGCUGCCGACCUGGACAGAGCCUGAGUAG